Messenger RNA from Trichomycterus rosablanca, 2859 nucleotides. It is a transcript of the gene plekhg7, whose product is annotated as pleckstrin homology domain containing, family G (with RhoGef domain) member 7. NCBI's taxonomy places the organism in Eukaryota, Metazoa, Chordata, Actinopteri, Siluriformes, Trichomycteridae. Gene Ontology annotation, biological process: Rho protein signal transduction. The record is from RefSeq and is a predicted model, not a curated record. The transcript is spliced from 17 exons. Gene Ontology annotation, molecular function: guanyl-nucleotide exchange factor activity. The coding region runs from base 292 to 2451 and encodes 719 amino acids.
UCUCUGCUCAGGUGUCAGUAUCAGAUGUUUGCUUUUAAGGCAAAAACACGUUAAAAAUCUCUUCUUUAGGAGUCACUCUUUAGCUGCUUCAGACCUUCUGACUUGUGACUAUUUUUUGUCUAAAAGGGAGAAGACAACAGCGAGGAGCUUUAUUCACAGGAUUUUUACUGUAAACAAAAACAAGUGUCUCUCAGCUUAUUCAUCUCUCAUAUGGCUCCAACCUGACCUGAUUCCUCUGAAGCACAUCCUUCACAUAGAUAGACUUCAAGAUAUCAUGCCGUUUUGCUCAAGAUGACCGACUUGCAAAAUAUGCAUAUAAAGGGAAAGGAUUUGGGUCAAACUCUGGACUGGACCUACAUUGAGUGGCAUGAUGAGGACAUGGCCAAAAGAAUGGAUGCUCAAACCCAAACUUUUAACGAGACUGUGGACAAACAAACCCAAACGUCAAAUCCGUACCUGAUGCGGAUUGAGCUGGCCAGAAGUUCGUCCAGGUUGAGAUUUGACUCCCUGGGUGAGAUGGAUGGCAUGCGAACUCCACUCUUUCAGUUUGACAGGCAAGCACCAGCGCGUAUUUCUACAUCUCCUACACUAAGGAGGAUGAGAAGCACCAGGCUUCCUUCCCAGGAUCUUGGAAAAAUGGGCAGUGCUCGGGAGGAGCCAGGGACGAGUGAUUGCCCCUCAACAAGGAGCCCUUUAUCGCCUGCUUACCGACAAAAAACUCCCAUUGCACAGAUAGCCACAGAUAGCCAAUCCAAUGGUGACAGUCACUGGGACACCGACAGGCCCUCCAGAUUAAAGACAGAGGAUGGGAGUGAUUUUGAUCCAAGUAGUGUGAGUGAAAACGUGGACUCUGACGGUACAAUUGAUGACAGUGAUGAGGUAAAGGAGUUCAGUCAUAAAAGUCAUCUGCAGGAGAGAAGGCGGAGCUCCGUGGUGGUCACUCUUCCAGGAUUGGAUGUCUCCCCUGGUGACCUUUUUGUAUCCAAUGGUGCUGCAGACAUUUUAAAUCACUCCACGAGUGCAGAUACUAAGAAAUCAAAGUGGCCUUUUUCUAAACGUUCCACGACUAAAGGAAAGACACACACAGCUGCUGACAUUGAAAAAAGUCUCACAGACAUUCACAUCCAGGACUGGAGAAACACACACUUCCAGCAGUACAAGGAUUUGUCUCUGGGGGAGUUUUUAAGAAGCCAGCCUGAGCUGAGGGCAGAGGAGGAUCCCCAAGCAUAUAAGAGACAGGAGGCAUUAUGGGAACUUUUCACCACCGAAUGUGUGUACUUCCUAGAUCAGCUGAUGGUUUUGAAAGAGGUUUUCUUCACUACCCUGUCAGAACUGCAGAUGAAAGACUAUCUACAGGACAUUGACUCCUGGUCACUCUUUGCCAACCUUAAUGAGCUCUGCCUGGUUAGCUUCGGCUUUUUGACUAGUCUGUUUCGAGUGAUCAAGGAGUUGUGGGCAUCUCCGGAAACUCCAGAAAACGAGAGCACACAGUCCUUACUGGGCAUUCUCAAGAAGGCUUUUAGUGAGAGCAUUUGUCACUGUCUGCAGAAGUACUGUCUGAACUACAGCAAAGCCAUCCAGUACCUGGACAGUCUGAAGGCUCGGGACGACUUCGGCUCCUUUGUGAAGUGGUGCGAGAGCAAGAAGCAAUGCCGGAGGCUGCAGUUGAGGGAUCUGCUGGUGGUUCCUCUGCAGAGGUUUACACGUUACCCUCUUCUCUUGAAAAACAUGGAAAAGAGGAGCUGUACUGAGGCGGAGGAGAGUGCUUUGCAGAGCGUGGUUCAACUGGUGGACACAGCUAUAUAUGAUCUGGAGGGCAAGGUGAAGUGGUUGGAUAACUAUCAGAAAGUGAAGCUGCUGAAGGAGGCUUUGUUGUGGCCUUCAGUUUGGGAAAGAGACAAGAAGACCCACGUUCCAGAUAAUCUGAAACACUUGUUGAAAGCAGUGACUUUAGAAAACCUGGUGUCUAACCGUAACCUUCUGUAUGAGGGGAAGCUCACACUCACAGUGAAUGCAAAGCUGCAUGAAGUUUAUCUGUUUCUUUUUGAUGAAUUCCUCCUGAUUACCAAGAUGAAGCGAAAUAAAAAGAAAAAUGUAGGUGGAGAGACUCACCCACUGCGCCCUGCAGCAGGUCAGGAACUGGAGCAGUACUUGCAGGAGGGCUACAGCUUUACUGUGCUGGAUCAGCCCAUAUCACUGGACCGUCUGCAGCUCAGGAACAUAGACCAGCUCAACGCCACAGCGUCUGGGCUCCCCUGUUCUUUCAUCAUAACGCACCAGAACCGCUAUCAGCAGUGCAUUGGUGUUUUUAUUCUGCAGGCUCCGACAGAAUCUGUUAAGAAAGCAUGGCUGCUGGAGAUCGAGGAGGCCGCUGGCGCUCUGAUAAAGCAGGACUCUCGACAUCCGAGGCUCAAGAGCUCCUCUCUUUAUCUGGAGUCGUCUCAGAUCUGAUCCACCGCAUUAAAGGAUCUCACAUGUCCACAGUAGAAGCCGCUCACUCAGUCCUGCUACAGAGAACUUUCACACACACGACCGUGACUACUAAAGAAGGUUCCAGCACACUGUUGUGUGUCAUGUCUGGCUUGGAUAUCCAGCAGUAGCGAGUCGUGUGCUAGUGAUGUGCCUUUAAAUCUCUGGAAACAGGUUUAUUUACAACGGGCACAUUACCAGGGCAACGUCCACCUGCGUGGACAGAAUGGACGGCUGCUGUAACAUUUCACCCACUUUAGAAUAAAUGUGCCAGGGCUGGAACAUUUUGGCACAUGAAAUCCAGCACUAAAAUCCACCCCGCACAGACUCGUCUGUUUUAUGUAGAUUAAACAAUGUGUUUUUUUUAAUGAAAGUUUCUUUUAAAGCUGC